Molecule: messenger RNA, 1992 nt
Organism: Penicillium robsamsonii
Lineage: Eukaryota; Fungi; Ascomycota; Eurotiomycetes; Eurotiales; Aspergillaceae
Product: Zn(II)2Cys6 transcription factor
Exons: 10
Coding region: 1-1992 (663 amino acids)
Biological process (GO): DNA-templated transcription; positive regulation of transcription from RNA polymerase II promoter by galactose
Cellular component (GO): nucleus
Molecular function (GO): DNA-binding transcription factor activity, RNA polymerase II-specific; RNA polymerase II cis-regulatory region sequence-specific DNA binding; zinc ion binding
Source: RefSeq, a predicted model, not a curated record
AUGCAGAAUCUCGGGUCUCCAAUCCACCAACCUGAAGUCGACCAGCCGGCCUCUAAGCGCACCAAACGGCCGCGUGCGACUCAAGCUUGCGACAGAUGCAGGCUAAAGAAGUAUAAGUGCAACGAGCAAUAUCCAUGUUUGCAUUGUAAAAAAAGCGACCUGGCUUGCGUAUAUCAGGGCAACUACCGAGAACGUGAAAGCGGCCGGUCUGCAGAUUAUAUCAUCGAACUUGAGAAGAAGGUGGAAGAGCUGACCUCGAAGCUGCGUGAUGCGGAGGCCAGAGCUUCUCUUAGCGGUCCCAUCCUACUAGCAGCGGAAACGCCAUGCUCUAUGCGGGAUGCUUCCACGCCACGAGAGGUUGCAAAAAUACCAGAAACCCCCGAAAGAUCCACAGAAAGUGCAGGUGACGAGAUCAGCGAGGUCAAUCACACCAAUAACAUUGAAUCCCAUGGUGGUAUGUGCACAGCUGCAGUCAUUGACCAUCUAAAGAAAGCGCACGAGCCAAAAGGCCAAGAAGAAGCUUGUUCUCGUGCAGCUGAUUCCUCGAUUGUCUCAGCCCUCCAUAGCCCAAGCUUCCCCCCUUCAUGCGCCGCUGGACCGGGGCAGACGUCAAUUGAACAGCAAAACUACUAUUUCGCCCAGGCUCAUGUUUUUAUGAGUGGAUAUUUUGGAAGCAUUCAUUCCGUCCAUCCGUUCGUUGAUAAGGAUGACUUUCUCGCGCGCGCUAACGAUCUCUGGUUCAAUCGAUCACGCACGCCUGAGCCGAGUUUUAUCGCGCUUUACCUCAGUGUUCUCUCGCUUGGGUCUUUGGUGCGCGUAUGGGAUGAAGAUACCAUAGCCGGCUUGGAUCGGUUUGAAUGGAGCCGAAAACUGUUUGGGGAGGCGCAGGUGUACCUGAACCACUUGCGGUUUUCUAACGACCUUGAAACUGUUCAGUGUCUUUAUAUGAUGGCCAAAGUUUGUCAAAAUGAACUCAAGCCGAAUCUGGCCUACAUGUAUCUUGGCCUCGCAGUACGGACAUGUCUUUCUGCUGGCUUUAAUCGAGAUAUUCCAUGCCCAGGAGACACCAAGCAGCGUUCUGGCUGGAUCUCAAAGACUUGGUGGGGUCUGUUCUCUUUGGAAAUUGAGAUGAGCUUUUCAUUUGGACGGCCGGACACCCUUGGAAUGGAUGAAUAUCACAACCGCAGCAUUCCACCACGCGACAAUUCUGAAUUUGCCAUUAUCCCAUGGAUGAUUGAUCUUGCGCAGAUUAUUCGACAAGUAUCUGUCCAAAUCUACCAUUCUCGCAUCUCAUUACAGGACAAGUUACAACUUGCUCUGCAGAUCGAAAUGGAAAUGGAUCGCUGGCUAGCGAGGCUUCCAGAAAUGAUCAAACCCGAUAUUGGCGGAUAUGGAAUGUCUCGUAGUGCCCUGCGCGACCCGAAUUGGGCACGAAGACAACGGCUUAUGUUGGGAAUUAGGUACUAUAAUGUUAGAAUGUUGCUUUUCCGGCCUUUCUUAAGCCUCUUUGCUCGCAAACUCCGACAUGCUCCAAACGAAUUAGAUCAAACUUUUAACAAGUGUUUGGACUCCGCUAUGAAGACUCUCCAAGUGCUUCAUGACGUUUACCGAAUCCAUACAUUUUUCCGCUGCUGGUGGUAUAACACAACCUAUGUAAUGCUCGCUAUAUCGACACUCCUCCUUCCAAUGUCGAAGCUCGGCAUGUGCGCUGAAACCAUGCCUUUAUUACGAUCCGUGGAAAUGGGCGUGGAGAUCUUAGAAGCCAUGGAUGAGGCUGUAACAGCCCGAAAGUCGGCUGAGAUUAUCAGGCAGUACCUCAGGGACUUCCGAGAAUCUGGAGCCUCAGAGCCAUCUGUGGAGGAUGAAGUUCACCAAUCUGAGGGACAAGGAUUUGAAGUACCAAAAUGGGCUUACGCUUUUGGCCUGCCAGGAUAUUCUUUCGAUGGAAUUGCUCGCCUUUUUGACGGAGGGCUCCCCAUGCUGGAUGAAUGA